Helianthus annuus (common sunflower) is the source of this 1805-nucleotide messenger RNA. Its product is annotated as serine/threonine-protein kinase-like protein At3g51990. The transcript has a single exon. Gene Ontology annotation, molecular function: ATP binding; protein kinase activity. Gene Ontology annotation, cellular component: plasma membrane. Gene Ontology annotation, biological process: protein phosphorylation. The record is from RefSeq and is a predicted model, not a curated record. NCBI's taxonomy places the organism in Eukaryota, Viridiplantae, Streptophyta, Magnoliopsida, Asterales, Asteraceae. The coding region runs from base 227 to 1570 and encodes 447 amino acids.
AUUGCCAUUAUCGUGUAGGGUGGGGCACACCACUCCUCCCUGUGAUCUUCAAUGUCUUCCCCAUUGACUCUUUUGGUCCACCACCACCACCACCCCUUCACAAAUCACAUUUCACCCACCCCAUCCCUCUUAAACAUCUUCCUCAUACCAUUUCUUCUUCUUCAUCCCCCAUCUUCCUUUAUGUCCAUCUAAACCCACAAAAUCACCAACAAAAUCACCAUUUUUGAUGGGCUAUUUAUCUUGCAAAGCCGAAUCUGCGACCGCUGUCCACACCCCAUCAAAAAAACCCACCACCAUUCAAAAACCAAAUGAAAUUAUACAAAAACCCCUCAAAAACAAAAUCCAACACUUUGACUACACAGAUUUACAACUUGCUACUAACAAUUUCUCAGACCAGAAACUCCUCGGCCGCGGCAGCCACGGAUUGGUCUACAAAGCCCAUCUCCGUAACGGCCGUUUAGUCGCCGUUAAAAAACCCUCAUCUCACAGUCAUCCCGACAAUGAAGUCGACAACGAAAUUGACAUCUUGUCUAAACUCCACAGCCCACAUCUUGUGAACCUGAUUGGGUUUAGUAACAACCCGCAACAGAAUCGGUUAUUAGUUGUGGAAUUCAUGAGUAACGGGACGUUGUAUGACACGUUGCAUAUGAAUCCCGAACCGCCUAACUGGGGGCGGAGAAUUCGGUUAGCUUUGCACACGGCUAAGGCGAUUGAGACGCUUCAUGCGUCUGUGCCACCUGUGAUACACCGGGAUAUAAAGUCUGCAAAUAUUCUUCUUGAUAGGAAUUUGAAUGCCCGGUUGGGGGAUUUUGGGUUGGCGUUGCGGUGUCAUGUGGAUGACUACCGCCUUUUGUCAACGCCCCCAGCCGGGACAAUGGGGUAUCUUGAUCCGGGGUACGUGACCCCGGAUAAUUUGAGUACCAAAACGGAUGUGUUUAGUUUUGGGAUAUUGUUGUUGGAGAUUAUAAGUGGGAGGAAGGCGAUUGAUGUUAGUCAUUCGCCGCCUUCGAUUGUGGAUUGGGCGAUCCCUUUGAUUAGGAGGGGGAAGUUGUUGAGUGUGUUUGAUCCUCGGAUCCCUCCUCCCAAGGAUCCGAUGGUUAGGAAGCAGUUGGCGGUGAUUGCGGCUAAAUGUGUGAGGUCUUGUAGGGAGAGGAGGCCGUCCAUGGGAGAAAUUGUCGAAUCGCUUAGUGGUUUGAUGAGAUUGGUUCCGGUUCGGUCGUGGAAUGGGUUGAGUAAUCCUUGUUUGAUGGUUGAGACCGUUGGUAGACCGGUUGAGGUCGGUUCUUCGAGGCCGAAUCAUGGUGGGAAUGGUAGUGUUGGUGGGAAGCAACUGAGUAACCCUAGAAGGGUGUAUUCCGAUCUGGGGUUACGAAACAAUUUGAUGGAUCUUAUGGCCCGAAGGGUUGACGACAAUAAGGAUAAUGAUGAUGAUGAAAAUAAGGUUCACAGGCGAUCACGAUUCAAAAAAGAAUUGGAUGAUGAUCCAUCAAUUGGGGAAACUUCGAGCAUCGAUUCUAGUAGAUUUUACAUUGUCACGCGAUCAAAAUCUUGUGCUCAAACCAAGGUGUGAAGUGUUUUCGAGGCAAAACAUGAUCUUGAUCUUGUUAAUUUAGGUUACAUUGUUUGGUAUUUUGGAGUGUAUCUUCUCAUUGAAUUGAUAAGAAUAGAUACUAUACUUGAUCUUGGGUUGGGUGUAGAAAAGACCAGGAAGAGUAUCUUUCUUUUGUAUUUGUUCAUUGUUCAAAGAUAUAGAACAUCUUGUUCAUAGUCUUUUUGAGUAUUAAUAUCAUUUGGUUUUAUAUUGA